AUAUGUAUGAGCCUUCCAUGGGUUGCAUGCAGAGCAAGUGAAGUAGUAAAGAAAGAAUGGCUUCUAAUCCAGGAAUUCUCUCCGAUUGGCCAUGGAAGCAUCUUGGAAGCUUUAAGUAUUUGAUAUUGGCUCCAUGGGCGGUACACAGCAUAUACUCAUUCCUAGUCAAGGAAGAGAGUGAAAGGGACCUUGCCAACUUUCUCAUACUCCCAUUUCUAUUAUGGAGGGUGCUUCACAACCAGAUAUGGAUUAGUAUUUCUCGUUACCGAAAUGCAAAAGGCAACAACCUACUUGUUGACAAGAGUCUUCAAUUUGAACAAGUUGACAGAGAGCAAAGUUGGGAUGACCAAAUAAUUCUGGGUGGAAUCAUAACCUACCUAGUCAACACUACUGUGCCAGGGGGUUCACACUUUCCCAUUUGGAGAACAGAUGGAGUAAUUCUAGCAAUUCUACUUCAUGCGGGUCCAGUGGAGUUCCUCUACUAUUGGCUCCAUAGAGCAUUGCACCACCAUUACCUUUACUCUCGCUAUCAUUCUCACCAUCACUCCUCAAUUGUCACAGAGCCUAUCACGUCUGUCGUGCAUCCAUUUUCUGAGCUUCUAAUAUAUUACAUGCUCUUUUCUAUAACACUAAUGACGCUCGUCUUGACGGGAACUGCUUCUUUGGCCUCUAUUUUCGGUUAUUUUACUUAUGUUGAUGUCAUGAACAACAUGGGUCACUGUAAUUUUGAGUUUAUUCCAAAGUGGUUGUUCUCUUUGUUUCCUCCGCUCAAGUUUCUCAUGUACACUCCUUCGUUUCACUCUCUACAUCAUACGCAAUUUCGAACCAACUACUGUCUUUUCAUGCCUCUUUAUGACUACAUCUAUGGUACUAUGGACAAAUCCAAUGACACACUAUAUGAAAUUUCUCUCAAGAAGAAAGAAAAUGUGCCACACGUAGUGCAUCUAACACAUCUCACAACACUAGACUCAAUCUAUCAUUUGAGGCUUGGACUUUCUUCCUUGGCCUCUACCCCUCACACCUCAAAAUGGUACAUGUGGUUAAUGUGGCCCCUGACAUUAUUGUCUACAAUGUUAACGUGGAUUUAUGGUCGUACGUUUGUUGUUGAGAGGAACCAGUUCAAUAUGCUCACCUUGCAAACUUGGGUCAUCCCGAAGUAUAGUGUACAAUACUUUUUGCGAUCGCAUGAGAACUCUAUCAAUGAUUUGAUUGAGCAAGCCAUACUUGAAGCGGAGAAAAAAGGCGUUAAAGUGUUAAGUCUAGGUCUCUUGAACCAGGGGGAGGAACUCAACGGAUAUGGUGGAGUCUAUGUCAAGAGGAAUCCUCAACUGAAAAUAAAGGUGGUAGAUGGAAGUAGCCUCGCAGCUGCCAUUGUGCUAAAUAGCAUUCCCAAAGGGACAACCCAAGUGCUCCUUCGAGGCAAAAUCACUAAGGUUGCCUGUGCAAUUGCAGUUGAUUUAUGCAAACAGGGCAUUCAGGUAGCUACAUUACAGCAGGAUGAGUACAUGAAGCUUAGCAAAUCGUUGGAGAUGAGCUCAGAGAAUAGUUUGAUCCUUUCCAAAAGUUACAGCCAAAAGAUAUGGUUAGUGGGAGAUGGAUUGACUGAAGAAGAACAGUUAAAAGUGCCGAAAGGAACAUUAUUUAUUCCCUAUUCACAAUUUCCACCAAAGAAAUUUCGAAAGGACUGCCUAUACCAUAGCACACCGGCAAUGUUAAUUCCCACUUCUCUUGAGAAUGUCCACUCUUGUGAGAACUGGUUGCCAAGAAGGGUGAUGAGUGCAUGGCGUAUAGCUGGGAUAGUGCAUGCAUUAGAAGGAUGGAAUGAGCAUGAGUGUGGUUACACAAUGUCCAGCAUGGAGAAAGUUUGGCAAGCAAGUCUUCAACAUGGGUUUCAACCUUUGAUGUUCUCAAAUGGAUCUAAAUACUAGCUUCAUAAGCAUAUGGUGGUGUAUUUUAAUAAAAAUAAUAAAUUAAAAUUUCCUAUGGAAUGUUGGUGUAUUUUAAUAAAAAUAAUAAUUUUCAUACUUUUGUUGUUACAAAAUUUGUUAUGGAAUGUUAUGCCACAUUAACUAAAUGAAUUGUUUAAAAAAUUUGUAUUACAUUAA
Quercus robur (English oak) is the source of this 2105-nucleotide messenger RNA. Its product is annotated as very-long-chain aldehyde decarbonylase CER1-like. Gene Ontology annotation, biological process: lipid biosynthetic process. The record is from RefSeq and is a predicted model, not a curated record. NCBI's taxonomy places the organism in Eukaryota, Viridiplantae, Streptophyta, Magnoliopsida, Fagales, Fagaceae. The transcript has 10 exons. Gene Ontology annotation, molecular function: iron ion binding; oxidoreductase activity. Bases 57 to 1928 code for a protein of 623 amino acids.